Messenger RNA from Laccaria bicolor S238N-H82, 829 nucleotides. RefSeq lists its product as uncharacterized. Bases 1 to 615 code for a protein of 204 amino acids. Lineage: Eukaryota; Fungi; Basidiomycota; Agaricomycetes; Agaricales; Hydnangiaceae. The record is from RefSeq and is a predicted model, not a curated record. Gene Ontology annotation, molecular function: GTP binding; GTPase activity. The transcript is spliced from 7 exons.
AUGCAUACAAGCGAAUACGACUUUCUUUUCAAGCUCCUCCUCAUCGGUGACUCUGGUGUCGGCAAGUCCUGCCUGCUUCUGCGUUUCGCAGACGAUACAUACACCGAGAGCUAUAUUAGUACCAUUGGCGUUGACUUCAAGAUUCGUACAAUUGAGUUGGAGGGCAAGACAGUGAAGCUUCAAAUUUGGGAUACAGCAGGACAGGAGCGGUUCCGUACCAUCACUUCGUCUUACUAUCGUGGGGCGCAUGGCAUCAUUGUCGUUUAUGACGUUACUGACAAUGAGAGUUUCACACACGUGAAACAAUGGCUCCAAGAAAUUGACAGAUAUGCAUCAGAGGGUGUCAACAAGCUGCUCGUUGGUAACAAAUCGGAUCUCACGAGCAAGAAAGUUGUAGAAUACAGUGUUGCAAAGGAAUUCGCCGACCAAUUAAAUAUCCCAUUCCUCGAGACGUCCGCCAAGAAUGCAACGAAUGUCGAGCAAGCUUUCCUGACGAUGGCCAAGCAGAUUAAAGAUCGAAUGGGGUCUAGCUCAACGCCAUCGGGAGCUGCUAAAUCCUCGACUGUGACACCCGGACAGACCGUUCAAUCCCAGCAGUCGGGAAGCUGCUGCUAAUUGGUUCGGCACGUCAGUGUCUCUAGCUUUAUCCUUCAUUAUCGGUUUGAGAGCAUGACCGACGGAAGUGUCUUUACAUAUAUUGCCUCCACGUAUACACCACUUGCUACUUUUGUGGACUUUUCCGCCUUCAAUCUACAUGUUUCUUUAGUUUCCCUUGUCAAGGAUGUCAAUUUUAUUAUUGAGGGAGUGGUUAUGUAUGUGUUUUGAUUUU